AUGAGUGGCUUUCGGAGAAAAGCAGAGUUCGACGACGACGAAAGAACAGCAAAGCGUCGAAAAGGGCCUGAUGAGUUCUCGGAAGCUGAGCGUAAAUUACAAGAUAUCAUUGCUCGUGUAGGAGAAAAGAAUGGCAACGCCACCUUGGAAAGCAACUUAGAAAGUUUGUAUGAAGUGUUGGAGAAGCAGGGAAACAUAGAAAAAUACAAGGUUGUCAUUGCGGAUAUCGUCUUAACUUGUGUAUUAGCCAUGCCUGAGAAAAUCACGCUUUAUUCUACGUUCGUCGGUCUCUUGAACUCUAAAUAUUUCAACUUCGGCGGAGAGAUGAUCGAGAAGUUGAACUCUGAAAUAACUACGAAAAUGGUAGCCAGUAAUUAUAAUCAUGCUCUUUAUAUGAUUCUCUUCGUUUGUGAUCUCGGAAAUUCAAGAGUGUUAACAAUUGAUUCUAUCGCUGAAUUCCUGGAAGGAUUGGUUCAAGCAGCUUUUGAAGAAUCUCGGCAGGUUCGCACUGAUUGGUUCAUAUACGCUGUUCUUCAUUCGUUGCCUUUCAUCGGAAAUGAGCUAAAAGAGAAAAAGAAAGAAAACUUGGACAACAUUCUGGAAGGUUGUGAACGUUAUAUUGAAGAUAGGAAGAAGCCUUACGUUUCUUUGAUAAGUGUUUGGGAGAGUGGAACUCCGCAUGAACAGGAAGAAUAUCUUGACUGCCUAUGGAAACAAAUUAAAAACUUGGUUGCGGCUGAAUGGAAAGAAAAACACAUUCCCCGAUAUCAGACGUCGUUUGCUAAUUUAUUAUCUAAUGCUCUUCAGCACAACAUUCCUGCUUUCCAAGCUUGUGAAGACACCAAGGAAAGCGUUUAUCCAUUACCAAGAGUAGUCUUCCGUCUCUUCGAUCCUACUGACUGUCCAGAGAGUGAGGCCAGCCCAGUUCUUCCAGGAGCACAAACCAUUGAGCGUUUCUUGAUUGAGCAAGAUAUUAUUUGGAUAUUAGACAAUCGUGCUUUUGAUCGUAAAAUUUGCGCUGAAGAACUGGUGCUAUACGCGAAAGGCGUCAUAGAUGUUCCGAUGUCAUACGUAAUGUUAGAAGUAAUUUUUGGACAACUCUUUUUGCUUCCUAAUCACACACAUACAGAAGUAUUCUAUGGCUCUCUACUCAUUGAGAUGUGUAAGAUUCUACCUAACGAAAUGCCUCAAGUACUUGCUCAAUCGGCUGAGCUUCUUUAUCAGCGCUGUGAAGGCAUGCAACCUCUAUGCGUGGAUAGAUUCAUUGACUGGUUCAGUUUCCAUCUCUCCAACUUCCAAUACAAAUGGUCAUGGAGCGACUGGAGAGACUGUUUAGAGUUUGAUACCUGGAAUUCUAAGUUCAUAUUUGCCCGUGAAGUUCUGGAAAAAUGCAUGCGAUUCUCAUAUUACGAGCGCGUUUGUGAAAUUGUUCCGAAGGAUUUCGAACGCUUGCUUCCUGCAAGGCCUGAUAUUCGUUUUCUUUUGGAAGAUGAAGGACAUCCGGAUAAUUCUCUUUCCUUAAUUUUCAUGAACCGUUUUCAAAAUAAGGCAACAGAUGAAGUCAUGCUGGGCGAAAUUAGAGGAAGCGACGGCGAAUUUGAUCAACGAGCUUUCGGUGUUUUCUUUGCUGUACUUCUAAAAUUAGCUUCAAAGUCAGUUAGUCAUAACCUGGCCGCUCUCAGAAGAUACCACACAACAUUAAAAGAUGUUGCUGAUGUUUCCGAAGAUUUCCAAGAAGUCAUUCUUACAACCUUGUAUUCUUGUUGGAAGACUAAUCAUCAGAUGAUUAUUAUACUAAUUGACAAGUUGCUGAAAAUGCAAAUUCUCGAUUGUGCUGUUGUUGUCAAUUGGAUUUUCAGCGACGAUAUGAAAAUUGAGACAGAUAGACAAUGGGCUUUUGAAGUUCUGAACACUGCUUUGUGUGGAUUGUCUCGUCAUAUUAAGUAUGUGACUCGUGAUGUCGCCUUCUUAGAGAAAAAAAUUGCAAGCGCACCCAGGAAGGUAAAAGCUGAGAAUGAGGAUGGUGAUGAGCCUAUGGAAGAAGAAAAUGUGGAAGAUAAAGAUCAAGAAGAACUGUCGGCCUUAAAAGAAAAGUUGGAAAGUCUUCUAGAUUUCCAGAAAACACUUUUCUUCGACGUAAUCCAUAAAUUCAUCUUUGUUCUAACAGAACAUAUUGUGAAUAGUGAAAAGGAUGAUACUGAACUCGAAACUGCAUGGUAUUCAUGGAUGUCUGGUAGAAUGAAGCAGGUCUUCUUAAUGCAUUAUCAUGAAUUGUCGAAGAUCUCAGGAGACCUUGGUAAAGAAUUGUUUACCGAAGUUGUAGACCCUCUUCUCAUCAAGAUUUAUGAUCAAUUUCUUGCUCUAUCUUAA
Messenger RNA from Auanema sp. JU1783, 2370 nucleotides. Lineage: Eukaryota; Metazoa; Nematoda; Chromadorea; Rhabditida; Rhabditidae. The record is from the annotation of a GenBank genome assembly.